AAACUAAAAAUCACUUUGCUGCUACUAGAGCCAUCUGUGAAAAAAGUUUUGAAUUACAAAGUGACAGCAAAUAUUUGCGUAAUUCUUGCGAAAAAAAGGAAAAAUUGCUUGUAAAACAAAAUAUUUUAAUUAAUGGUCCCUAAUUACGUGCUUUUAGUUCAAUUAGUGAUUAUAGAUAAGCUGUGCUUAGUGUUUGAGUGAAGGAAAGGGUGGGAAAGUGAGAAUUUCCAAUUUCUUGGGGGAAAAAACAAUUUAUAAGAUGGAAGAUUUGUCUCAAGAAAAUAUUUGUCGGGUUUGCCGAUGCGAAGGACAAUCAGACAGGCCACUUUUUUUCCCUUGCAUUUGCUCCGGAAGUAUCAAAUGGAUACAUCAAGAUUGCCUGAUGCAAUGGAUGCGAUACUCCCGGAAGGAAUUCUGUGAAUUGUGCGGCCACAGAUUCUCCUUCACUCCGAUCUACUCACCUGACAUGCCACGGGUACUUCCUCUCAGAGAUGUGGCUGGAGGCCUGGUGAGUUCAAUAGCCACAGCAGUCAAGUACUGGCUCCACUAUACACUGGUGGCACUGGCGUGGUUGGGAGUUGUGCCCUUCACCGCCUACAGAACCUACAGGUUCCUCUUUUCUGCCUCCUACGACAUGCUCCUGUCCCUACCCAUCAACAUGUUCUCCACCGAGAACAUUGCAGCCGAUGUCUUUCGAGGCUGUUUCGUAGUCACUUGCACACUCUUCUCCUUCAUCGGACUCGUCUGGCUGCGAGAGCAGAUCCUGCACGGAGGCGGCCCGGAUUGGCUUGAACGGGAUGAUCCGCCAGUACAGGAACCACCGCCUCCUCCAAAUGUCGAGCAGGAUGAGAAUUUGGUGGAGGCCAAUAACAAUAUUAACAACAACAAUAACAAUAACGACGUUCAGCAGAAUGUUGAGGCAAAUUUGCAAGUGAGGCCAGCUCACGACAACGGAGUUCUCGAUCCACAAAUGCCAUUCAUGGAUAAUCCAAUCAAUCGAGAAGAACCACCAGUUGCUGAUCCCGAUGAACCGGAAAUUGGCCAGGAAGUGGUGGGCGAUGAAGCCAAUUGGAAUCCAAUGGAAUGGGACAGAGCCGCAGAAGAAUUAACCUGGGAACGUCUGCUGGGCCUAGAUGGAUCCAUGGUAUUUCUUGAGCAUGUUUUCUGGGUGAUUUCUCUCAACACUCUCUUCAUCUUCAUAUUUGCCUUUUGUCCCUACACCAUUGGCAACAUGGCUAUUUUCUUGCUGGGAAUCCUAAAGCCUGGAAAGCCUCAAAUGCAUUUCCAUGGGCUACUGACGACACUUCUGGGCUACUGCAUCAUCGGGAUAACUCUCGUAAAAUUGCAUGCCCUGGCCAAGAUGCUUCGAAUGCGAAAGAGUCGAAGAAUCCUGGGACUGUGCUACAUUGUCGUGAAGGUAUCUCUGCUGUCUGUAGUAGAAAUUGGAGUUCUCCCAUUGGUUUGUGGUUGGUGGCUGGACAUUUGUUCCCUGCCAAUGUUUGAUGCCACCCUCAAGGAUCGCAAGGCGAGCUUCAAAGCUGCUCCAGGGACAUCUCUCUUCAUUCACUGGAUGUUUGGAAUGGUUUACGUGUACUACUUUGCAUCCUUCAUCAUACUCUUACGGGAAGUUCUUCGUCCUGGUGUCCUUUGGUUCUUACGUAAUCUCAAUGAUCCUGACUUUAGUCCCAUUCAGGAAAUGAUCCAUUUUUCUAUUCUGAGGCAUAUUAGGCGCCUGGUGGCUUCAGCAGUGAUAUUUGGUUCGGCUGUUCUUCUCAUGCUGUGGCUCCCAAUUAAUAUCCUCAAAAAUAUUUGGCCAACAUUUUUACCUUACACUCUGUCAGGAGAUUCGGAAGUCAACGAACUCAGCUUGCAACUGCUCCUCUUACAGAUUAUCCUUCCUGGAUUCUUUGAGCAGUCGCAGACGCGUGUUUGGCUGAAGGGAUUCAUUAGGAUUUGGUGCAGUGUGGUAUCUUGGUUCUUGGGAAUACGAAGCUAUUUGUUAGGAAGUGAUACUCAGCAGCAGAAUGCUGGACAGGAUGAGGGACAUCGACAUGCACCAGAUGCAGGACAAGGCUUAGGAGCUGCCCAUCAGGCUCUCCUCCAUCGGGAUGUUCCAGUUGGUUUUCAGCCGUAUGAUCAACCUUCCUAUUUUAUCCUUCGACUGGCUGGACUUAUUGUCUUUAUGUGUGUAAGUUUGGUCAUUGGUUCCCUCCUCACCCUCACGAUACCCGUUUGGAUAGGUCGUCAGUGUAUGACACUGUGGUUGGUGGGGGGUCACAUUGGUCAGACUCCGACAGCCGAAGAGGCUGCCCCUCCGAAGCCCCAUGAGCUGUAUACGGCUGCCAUGGGGACGUAUCUGUGUUGGAUAAUCUCCCGUGGGAUUGCCAUUGCGGUGAAUUUGUUUCCGCAGGGUCGUCAGGCUGUUGUGCAAAAGAUAAAGCAUUGGAUGAGUAUUGGGGCAUCCUAUGCCAUGGCAGCAGUGAUUUUUGUCCUAAUGUUCGGUGUGGUUCCUCUGCUGUAUGGCCUUUUGCUGGAACUUGUGGUAGUUGUGCCACUUCGGGUACCGCUAGAACAGACACCGAUUUUGUUUUUGGGUCAAGAUUGGGCUCUGGGAGUGUUGUACACGAAAAUCACGUGCGCUCUGACUCUCAUGGGCCCCGAUUGGGCACUCAAACGAGCAAUUGAGCGUGCCUAUCGCGAUGGACUGCGAGAUAUUGACUUGAAGUUCAUAAUAAAGGACCUGGCAGCACCUGUAAUAAUGUGCUUUGGCCUAGCACUGGCUGUUCCCUAUGUCCUAGCUCACUCUAUCUUGCCCAUUUUCUUUACGAAUCAACACACAAGGACACUUCUAGCACGCAGGAUUUAUCCCUUCUUCCUCAUCGUUGCUAUCGUAAUUGGGAUCAUUGUGUUCCAAAUUCGACAAUUCAAGAAGCUCUACGUCGCAAUUAAGAACGACAAGUACCUUGUGGGACAGAGACUUGUGAACUAUGACCAUCUGAAGAGGAAAGCCUCAAUGGCGCCAUCAAAUCUGCGCGAUCGAACAUAAAAAAAAAGACGCCUGCUAUGUUUUAUUGACAUUGUUAUCUUACACAAACUGCUAAAAAAAAUUAAUUGCAGGCAAGAAAAAGAAAAACAGAUGAAAGAUUCCAAAAAAUAGUGAAUGUUGCAAACUCAUUAAAAAAAAACUGUGAGAAUAAACUGGCAAAAGAUGAAGAUAUCAAGAUGAUAAAUAUUCAGCAAUUUCUAUCUUCACCUUUUUAGAUAAAAUAUUAAGAAAAAGAAAAUAUUUAUCACAUGAGAACUGAUUAGAAUAUUCUGACUAUUUUUGUUCUUUCCUUAUUAUUUAUAAAAAGAAAAAUACACAUUUUUCGUUGUUAAAAAAACUGUUCUCAUUUUUUUCUUCAAAAUUUCCUUCCUAAUUUCCCCCGUAGAAUUUAAGUGGAAUUUAGCUUAAGUCCAAAUUAUUGUAAAUAUUAAAGAGAAAAAAAAUUGUGUGAAUUCUGAAAUUAUUACAAUUUAUCGAAUAAAAAGUAAUAUUUUUA
Messenger RNA from Phlebotomus papatasi, 3542 nucleotides. Its product is annotated as E3 ubiquitin-protein ligase MARCHF6. The record is from RefSeq and is a predicted model, not a curated record. Lineage: Eukaryota; Metazoa; Arthropoda; Insecta; Diptera; Psychodidae. Gene Ontology annotation, cellular component: endoplasmic reticulum membrane. The transcript is spliced from 4 exons. The coding region runs from base 260 to 3046 and encodes 928 amino acids. Gene Ontology annotation, molecular function: zinc ion binding.